This is a messenger RNA of Pseudonaja textilis, 1209 nucleotides long. Lineage: Eukaryota; Metazoa; Chordata; Lepidosauria; Squamata; Elapidae. The record is from RefSeq and is a predicted model, not a curated record.
GAAAAAAAGAAGAAGAACGAAGAGAAAGAGAGUGGGACAACCGAACCGACUUUGUGCAAAAGGAUUGACGAAGAGGCUUUAAAGGAGAACAGCGCACCUGAAGGACUCGUUUCGGAAUCCAGGCCUUGCCCUCAAGCCCCCCCGAAGGAAGCCGGGAAGAAGGACCCCAAAAUGCCACCACGUGUGCUCACGCCUGAAAAUGAGGGACCCCCAGCAGCUCCCCAAAUGCAACCCCCCCUGGUUGCCAAAAAAUUGCAGGAGGAGAAAAAGGCGGCAAUGGGAGCCGUUGAUGGCAAGAGGACUUGUGGCUCGUUGGAAGAAAGCAUCCCACCCACGGAAAGUGCACCCUAUAGUAGCCCUACAGAGCCUCCAGCUGCCCCUUCCUCCGAAAAGGCCCACCCCCCCAUCUCCGUUCCCCAAAUGGGAGUGAAAACAUGCGUGGAGACCCCCGUCUUUAAAACGCUGUACCCCGAUCUCUCGGUGUUGUUAUCGGCAGGACUGACGGAUUUUACCUUCCAGCUGCCGCCUCACGGGGAGCGGUUGUAUCCCGAGCUUCCAGUCGAUCCCGAGCCGAUCCCUUUUACCAAAGAGCAGCUGAAGGUUUUCGAGCCCUGUUCCUGGCUGGAGAACGUCGAGGCUUACGUGGAGGAAUUUGGCAGCAGGGCCUACCAGGACCGACACGAGUUUUAUGAGCUGGUGUUGAAUUACUGCCGGUGCCGGAAACAGCUGUUGCUGGCCGAAGCCAAACUGCAAAGCCUCUACUUGGAUGGCGGAAGUGUCAAAGAGCGCCUGUGGACUUUCAGGGAUAAGCAGCAGAGUGCCCAGGGUGUCUGUGCCGAUCAGUGCAAAGUGUCUGGCUUUCACCGAUACCAGACGGUUGAGGUGAACGAAGGCGCAUUGGGAGAACUGAAGAAGCUCUUCGAUGCUCAGACCGAACACCUGCACCAGAUCCUCGCCCUUCACUUGUACACCUCAGUGUUGUCCCGCUUGCAAGUGGAGUCUUACCUCUACGACCUGCUGAGGGGCUCCCCCUUGCUAAGGUCGGUGGGCCUUCAGCAGCAGGAGUCAGCAGCUUUGAAGACCGUGGAAUCCCCUUCCUCAGACUUGGAGUCCUUGAAAGACUGCAUCAGCGUUCUCUUCAGCUUCACCCGCCGACUCACUGAAGAUCCACAGUUCCAGAGCGAUGUUCUCUUGUGGCUUCAGAGGCUG